Molecule: messenger RNA, 990 nt
Organism: Neolamprologus brichardi
Lineage: Eukaryota; Metazoa; Chordata; Actinopteri; Cichliformes; Cichlidae
Gene: spic
Product: Spi-C transcription factor (Spi-1/PU.1 related)
Biological process (GO): regulation of transcription by RNA polymerase II; cell differentiation
Cellular component (GO): nucleus
Molecular function (GO): sequence-specific DNA binding; DNA-binding transcription factor activity, RNA polymerase II-specific
Source: RefSeq, a predicted model, not a curated record
AUGGAAAUGAACUAUAAAGAAAAGCGGGGCUCCUCAAGACUUUUGCAGGCUGUGAUAGUGAUAGAUGUAGCGGUUCUGAAUGACAGGAAGGAGGAACACGAGAAGGUUGAGAAAUACCAGAAACCUCAGAAAAGAGCGUAUCAGCGCUCACCGGUAGGGACAGAAAUGGCCUCAAGUGAGGGAAACACAUACAAAUUGACAUCUUUGGACAGUGACAUCAAUCAGCACUUUCAGGAUGCAAUCGAUGUGAUUCAGCAGCAUUCGAACAAUUCAUACUACGAUUCAGAUUAUUCAUAUUACGAGAAUCUGGGAAGUCACCACCAAUCACUGCAGUGUCAGAUCUCCUGUUGCCUCGUCACACACCAGUCUGAAGUCCCAACUCCUGUUUAUGACUGGAAUGACAUGGCUCAGCAGUCUUGGCCUCAGGUCAUACCCGAUGUCUCGUUGAGUCACUCGGUGCAAAAUGAAUCCCCACAUUUUUACUCCAUCUUACCACCACAAAGGAAUGGCAAAGGUCGGAAGAAGCUCAGACUUUAUGAAUACCUGCAUGAGGCUCUGAAUGACCCCAACAUGGGUGACUCAAUCCAGUGGACGGACAGCGGCAGCGGCACCUUCCACUUCAUCUCCAAAAACAAGGAGAAGCUGGCUGAGUGCUGGGGCCAGCGUAAGGGCAACCGCAAGACUAUGACCUAUCAGAAAAUGGCAAGAGCUCUGAGAAACUACAGCCGUACUGGGGAGAUCAUUAAAGUGCGCCGCAAACUCACCUACCAGUUUAACCCAGACAUCCUGCACAGGCUCGGCUCUGCACAUGUGCCCAUGCACCUGCCCCGUCACCCUCCACAGGAGGAGGCCCACACCCAGCAGCACAAUCCGUCCGAGCAGAGCUACUGCGGCUCUGCGACAGCAGACUGGCACAGCUGGUACGCUCACUAUCAGCCGCACGAAGAUUACGACCUGGCCGCAAGCUUCACCUCACACACCAAACUCUGA